Messenger RNA from Carassius auratus (goldfish), 1675 nucleotides. RefSeq names its product chemokine XC receptor 1-like. Gene Ontology annotation, biological process: positive regulation of Rho protein signal transduction; phospholipase C-activating G protein-coupled receptor signaling pathway. Bases 329 to 1171 code for a protein of 280 amino acids. Gene Ontology annotation, cellular component: plasma membrane. Gene Ontology annotation, molecular function: G protein-coupled receptor activity. The record is from RefSeq and is a predicted model, not a curated record. Lineage: Eukaryota; Metazoa; Chordata; Actinopteri; Cypriniformes; Cyprinidae. The transcript has a single exon.
GUUUAUGAAUAAUUACUAUCACCCAUAGUUUUCCAGUAUUUCAGACUGGAGACCACUCAUCCAGUUGAGCUAUCCCAAACCGAGAUGGCAUUCAUGUCUCUUAUCUUAAUUCACUUUCUCUUGUUUUAAACAAACAUCAUUUCCACCAUCUUGCUUCCGCCUUGACUUUACUGGAAUCUUUUACUGGAUUACUGUGAAAUUGCUGCAGUGUGUUCAUUGUUUUAUACAUUGUGAUGGUAUAUUUUUGUUCUACAGUGGAAGCUUUAAGAGCGUAUAGCCUUCAGGUUAACUUGUGAGCUGCUGAAUUAAGAAGUCAAACACAGCGGAGAUGAGUAACCCUAUGGUGAACUUCACCACACCUGAAGCAUCUACAAAUUCCACAACUCAGUCUAUUGGGAUACUGGACGGUCUGAACAUUUGUGUGUACAGCAUAGGUUUCCUGUUUGGUCUUCCUUCACAGUCCUAUAUUAUAUGGCUCAUCAUCACACGAACCGCAAAUGGAGUUGCAACGGAGUUGUUCAUCCUUAAUCUCUCUGCUUGUGAGAUUGGCAUCUGUCUAAACUAUUUUUUAUAUGCAUUAUCAUAUUUGUUUUUACAUCUCUCAACACUGAAACUAUUUUUUUUGGGACUUUCCAUCACCGGUCGCCCUCUGUUUCAGUGUCUGAUCUGUGUUGAGCGUUACCUGGCAGUGGUUCAUCCUGUAACCUUUCUGAAGUACAAACCUCUCAGAUAUAGAGUCAUCUGCUGCGCUGCUGCCUGGAUUAUUAUUAUUGGCUCCUGCUUCUGGUGCUUGUUUACUACAGUCUCAAACAACAUCGCAUGUAUAUGGAUCUUGUCCAUGCAGUUCCUCAUCUUCUUCUCCAUCCAGUUGUUUUGUCUCGUGGCUGUUCUGAUAGCUCUGAAGCAGUCAGGACCAGGAGAGAGAGCGAGAGAGAGAGGGGAGGAAAACCACAUGAAGAGAAGAGCGUUUUAUCUUAUUCUAGUAACUACUGUAAGCAUGGCUAUCAUAUAUGGCCCGUAUAUAAUAAUUGGAUUCUUAACAAUUGUGAUAAAUGAGUUCUUGCAUCCACUUUGGUUAAUUGCUUUUAUUUGUUAUAUAGUGGCUGGUUUGGUGAACCCUGUUCUUUAUCUGCACCGUACAGGAAAACUCUCCUGUCUCCGUUUGCCAUAAUAUUUUCAACUGUUAUUUUAAAAUAUAGAUAAUGUAGAUAUAGAUUCAGUGUCUUUCAGUUUAAAGUGGCUCAAAAAUAUUAGUUGGCUUAUAGUUGUUCAUUUGAUGGUUCUUUUUGCAUAAAGAUUAACUUUAUUCUGUGUGUCUGUGUCAGAUAGUGGGUGCUAUAGUUUGUAGAUUGUUUAUCCAUCAUCAAUGUCCCAGUUUCACAUUUUCCAUUUGAAUAGGUGCCACAGAGAUUAUUGCAGCAACAUGACAUGUUGUCAUAAAACAGAUGUUUAAGUAUUAUUUUCCUCUGUCAUUUUUAAAUGCACUGUUUUACAAUUUGCAUAUCACGUGUGUUGAAUGAGUGCCACCUGUGCUUGUUUGUUUCAGUGAUAUUUUUCUAAAGACUAAAGGUGAUCAUUUUUCCUCCUACAAAUUUUAUUUCCUGGAAACUGACUAUGUAUAGAAAAUACAUGCAAAAAGCCUUUAAAUAAAAUGUAAUGUAAAACAACCCAAGCC